AUGGGGAAGCUGCUGUCGAAGAUCUUCGGCAACAAGGAGAUGAGGAUAUUGAUGCUGGGUCUAGAUGCUGCGGGGAAGACUACUAUUUUAUAUAAGUUAAAAUUAGGUCAGUCAGUCACAACGAUACCAACAGUCGGUUUCAAUGUUGAAACUGUAACGUAUAAAAAUGUCAAAUUCAAUGUAUGGGAUGUUGGAGGACAGGAUAAAAUACGGCCGCUGUGGAGGCAUUAUUAUACAGGUACCCAGGGUUUGAUUUUCGUGGUGGACUGCGCGGACCGUGAUCGUAUAGACGAGGCCCGCCAGGAGCUGCACCGCAUCAUCAAUGACAGGGAGAUGAGGGACGCUAUCAUACUCAUAUUCGCUAACAAGCAGGACUUGCCCGACGCAAUGAAACCCCACGAGAUCCAAGAGAAGCUCGGUCUGACGCGCAUCAGGGACAGGAACUGGUACGUGCAGCCGUCGUGCGCGACCUCCGGGGACGGACUGUACGAGGGCCUAACGUGGCUGACCACCAACCACAAGUUAUGA
Molecule: messenger RNA, 528 nt
Organism: Danaus chrysippus (African queen)
Lineage: Eukaryota; Metazoa; Arthropoda; Insecta; Lepidoptera; Nymphalidae
Source: the annotation of a GenBank genome assembly